AUGGCUCAGUAUAGUGCUAAGAUUUCUGAUAUCCCAAAUCCUCCAUCAGAUACGGUUUCUGAGAUAGCAUUUAGCCAGAUGCAUAGCCUGAUGGCAGUAUCGAGCUGGGAUGGCACUAUCCGAACAUACGAUUUGGAAAACCCAUACAGCUCAAAUACCAGUGUGGUGAAUCUAAACAAGCCUCUUCUUACGUGCUGCUUCAGCAAAGAGACACCCUCAUUAACUUUUGCAGGCGCAGCAGAUGGAAGCCUCCAAAUGGUAGAUCUACAGACCAGUCGGGUAUCAUCUUUCCAAGCACACAAUGCAGGAGUAAAAUCUGUAAGAUGCUUUUCAAACAUGCUGGCAACUGGGUCAUGGGAUAAAACUGUUAAGUUUUGGGAUAUCCGGUCCUCAAAGCUUGUAUUCUCUUUAGACCUUCCUGGAAAAGUUUAUGCCAUGGACCUUGAGAAAGAACUACUUGCAAUAUCUCUUUCUGGAAAUGAGGUGGUAACAUACAAUCUCAACGACAUAAACCAGAAGAAAACGCAUGCUUCAAAGCUGAACUGGAUGAUUAGAUCAAUAGCCUGUGCUCAAGACAACGAGACUUUUGCCCUUGGGGGAAUAGAAGGAAAGGCAGAGAUAUUUAACAUCAACUCUCCAGUAAAGAAAAUGAUAUUUAGAUGCCACAGAGUUGAUAACAAGGUUUAUGCUGUCAAUUCUGUAUCUUUCCUUCCAACCAAUCACAAUAUAUUGGUUACUGCGGGCGGAGACGGAACCAUAGUGUUUUUCGAUGCACAAGCAAGAAUGAAAAUAUUUACCCAGACAGAAAGUCAGCCUAUAACAUGUGGUAGAUUCAACACUAAUGGAAGUUACUAUGUCUAUGCAACCGGGAAUGACUGGUCCACGGGAUAUGUGACAACUUACAGGCCCACACAGCUUAAAGCCAUCCAGGUCAGCACUACAGGUGUAAAAAUAUGA
Encephalitozoon hellem ATCC 50504 is the source of this 957-nucleotide messenger RNA. RefSeq lists its product as uncharacterized. The record is from RefSeq and is a predicted model, not a curated record. The transcript has a single exon. Lineage: Eukaryota; Fungi; Microsporidia; Unikaryonidae. The coding region runs from base 1 to 957 and encodes 318 amino acids. Gene Ontology annotation, molecular function: ubiquitin binding.